Bubalus bubalis (water buffalo) is the source of this 3392-nucleotide messenger RNA. It is a transcript of the gene ZNF112, whose product is annotated as zinc finger protein 112. The record is from RefSeq and is a predicted model, not a curated record. Bases 268 to 3003 code for a protein of 911 amino acids. NCBI's taxonomy places the organism in Eukaryota, Metazoa, Chordata, Mammalia, Artiodactyla, Bovidae. Gene Ontology annotation, biological process: regulation of DNA-templated transcription. The transcript has 4 exons. Gene Ontology annotation, molecular function: DNA-binding transcription factor activity, RNA polymerase II-specific; RNA polymerase II cis-regulatory region sequence-specific DNA binding.
ACGCUCUGAAAAGGCGGUGUUAAUGCAUUGUCUGCUGAAGAAAAUACAGAAUUGUGUAGUAGAGCGCUCUAGGUUUGGAAAUGUUUCGGCUCCAGGGAGGCGGGGUUACGAAAUUCGUUCCGAGCAGGGAUGCUGUGAAAAUACAAUCCACAAGCUCAGUAUAGCAACCAGCCCUUUCGAAGGCUAGGACGUGCCUGGAAAUUCUGGUUAGUGUAGUACGGGAAUACCGUCUUUGAAGAAUUUCCGCUCCAGGCGGUGGUUGUGUCCAUGCUCCUGUCGGGAAUUCUGGGAAGCGUAGUCCGGGAGGUCUCUGUAGGCAGAGUCACUUCCGGCUCAGGUACGCGAGGCCGCGGCCUUCGUUCCUCUCGGAAAGGUCUCUGCCUUUCCCUAGGAAAAGGACAAGAAGAUGAUGAAGUUCCAGGAAAUCAGCCCUUCAAACCAGAGCUUAUAUUCCAGCUGGAGAGAGAAGAACGUUUGAUGAUGGAGUCCCAGAGAGAUGGGUGUUCAGGAACCAAGAGUCCACAUAAUAUGGAAAGUAUUCAAGAAGUGGGAUUAAGCUGCUUUUCCCCCAAAGAGCUUUCCACCUGGCAGUCCUGGCAACAAGGUGCAGGCAGGUUAACUGGGUGUCAAGAUUCCAUGAGAAACUUCCAAGAGAAUAUUUCUCAGUUGCAAAAACAAGGUGAUUCCACCUGCCAGGUUUGGGCAGGAAUACCAGUUCAGAUUUCUGAAGAUGAGAACUAUGUCUUGACUCACAUAGGAGACAGUUCCAAUGACAUAAAAAGUCAAGAAUUUCCCUCUUGGCGAGCCCACCAUUCUUGGAGGAAAAUGUACCUCACAGAGUCACGUAAUUAUCAGUGUCGAUGUCAGCAAGUUUCCAAGGAAAAUGAUUUCUGUAAAUCUGACAGCAUCAGUUGGAUCUCACAUCAUGGUGAUAAUCUGGGUGUACACAAAACAGGAAAAAACUCUAGCUGCCAUGACUGUGGAGAAGAUGUCAUGAAGGUUUCAUUGCUUAAUCAUACUCAAACAGGGCAAAAGCCCUAUCCUGGUAAUGAGUACAGAAAAGCCUUCAGCAAUGACUCCAGCUCUGAAGUUCAUCAGCAAUUAGACUUAGAAGGAAAGCCCUGUACAUACAGUCCAUGUGAAAAGGACUGUAGUUACAGGUCAGUUCUUCAUAUUCAUCAGAGUGUUUGUAGAGGAGAUCAUUGUGUUUUUGAGAAUUCACAUCUGCAAUCGCAUCAGAAAGGACACGCAAAAGAGAAGCCAUUUAAAUGUGAAUACAGUGAGAGCAUCAAUCAGUGCUCCUCUCAUAACACAUAUGAACUUAUACCCAGAGGAGAGACAUCUGAUAGAUGCAGCGUGUAUGAGAAAGGCUUCAGUCAUAGCUUAGACCUUAGUAGUAUUGUUAGGGUCUACAUCGAGGAGGAAUCCCAUGAAUCUGAGGAGAAUGGGAAUGUCUUUAAUGAGAAUUCUUGUCUUCAAGCCCAUCAGAAAAUCCACACUGAAGAGAAACGAUACACAGACAUGGAGUGUGUGAAAGGUUUCAUUUGUAACUCAGAUCUGAACAUUCAGCACAGAGUUCACAUGGAAGAGAUUCCCUACAAUUCUGAGGCAUGUGCUAACGGCUUCAGUCUGGCCUCACAUUUUCAAAACCUUCAGAUAGUCCACACUAGGGAACAACCCUAUAAACGUUACACACGUGGUAACAGCUUCAGCCAAAGUUCGUAUCUUCAAGGCCAUCAGAAAAUUCACAUCGGAGAGAAACCCUACAAGGUGUGUGGGAAUGGCUUCAACUGGAAUUCAAAACUUAAAGAUCAUCAGCGAGUCCACACUGGCGAGAAGCCAUACAAAUGCAGUGCAUGUGGUAAAGGCUUCAGUCAUAGAUCUGUUCUUAAUGUUCAUCAGAGAGUCCACACAGGAGAGAAGCCUUAUAAGUGUGAGGAGUGUGAUAAGGGUUUCAGUCGGAGUUCAUACCUUCAAGCCCAUCAGAGAGUCCACACGGGAGAAAAACCAUACAAAUGUGAGGCAUGUGGGAAGGGCUUCAGUCGUAAUUCAUACCUUCAAGGGCAUCAGAGAGUCCACACUGGCGAGAAACCAUACAAGUGCGAGGAGUGUGGGAAGGGCUUCAGUCGGAGUUCACACCUUCAAGGCCACCAAAGGGUUCACACGGGAGAAAAACCAUUCAAGUGUGAGGAGUGUGGGAAGGGCUUCAGUUGGAGCUUUAAUCUUCAAAUUCAUCAGAGGGUUCACACAGGAGAGAAACCCUAUAAAUGUGGAGAAUGUGAGAAGGGCUUCAGCAAGGCCUCAACUCUUUUGGCCCAUCAGAGAGUCCACACAGGAGAGAAACCCUAUCAGUGUGAUGAGUGUGGUAAGAGCUUCAGUCAGAGGUCUUACCUUCAGAGCCAUCAGAGUGUCCACACUGGAGAGAGACCGUACAUCUGUGAGGUUUGUGGGAAGGGCUUCAGUCAGAGAGCAUAUCUUCAAGGCCACCAGAGAGUCCACACCAGAGUGAAGCCGUAUAAAUGUGAGAUGUGUGGGAAGGGCUUUAGUCAGAGCUCACGCCUUGAAGCACAUCAGAGGGUCCACACCGGAGGGAAACCCUACAAAUGUGCAGUGUGCACAAAGGGUUUCAGUGAGAGUUCCCGCCUCCAAGCCCAUCAGAGGGUCCACACAGAAGGGCGGCCCUAUAAAUGUGAACAGUGCGGCAAGGGCUUCAGUGGGUUUUCAAGUCUUCAAGCCCAUCACAGAGUCCACACUGGGGAAAAACCAUACAAAUGUGAAGUGUGUGGAAAGGGCUUCAGUCAGAGAUCAAACCUCCAGGCUCAUCAGAGAGUCCACACAGGAGAGAAACCCUACAAAUGUGACGUGUGUGGUAAGGGUUUCCGUUGGAGUUCAGGUCUUCUAAUUCAUCAAAGAGUCCACAGUGGUGAUAAAUUCUAUACAAGUGAAGAGUAUAGUAAGGGUUAUCCUUCAUCAGAGAAUCCGUACAGAAGCAAAGUUCUGUAAUGUGGUGUUCCAUUUUGUUCUGAAGUCUUCAAACAAGAGCUGAAAUUUUCCACUCACUUGAGUUCUCAUAGUAGAAAAAGAAUUUCUUUCAUGAAAAAGUAAUGUUUCUGCUCAAUAUCAACAUUUACAAUAGUCCACACAGCAGAGACUUAUCUAAUGAGAAGUGUUCCAUAUGGGAUUUCAUGAGAACUUGAAUAUCAGUCACUGCAAGUGACUUUAAUCAGCUCUUGCACUAGAGCUUAGAAAAGACAUGAGUAUGGUUAGCCACCUGCUGCUGCUGCUAUGUCGCUUUAGUCGUGUCUGACUCUGUGCGACCCCAUAGACUGCAGCCCACCAGGCUUCCCGUCCCUGGGAUUCUCCAGGCAAGAAUACUGGAGUGGGUUGCCAUU